Molecule: messenger RNA, 3169 nt
Organism: Batrachochytrium dendrobatidis JAM81
Lineage: Eukaryota; Fungi; Chytridiomycota; Chytridiomycetes; Rhizophydiales
Exons: 3
Coding region: 97-3093 (998 amino acids)
Molecular function (GO): protein binding
Source: RefSeq, a predicted model, not a curated record
GUCGUGGGAAUCUGGCUGAAGAUAUUGUCUUGCAUUCGACUAAGCUUUGAUCAUCGUCUAAACUAAAUAGCAACUACAUAAUUAUCAUCAGUAAUUAUGGUUGGUGAACCUAAUACGAAUACGGCUGCUUCUCAGCCAACAGAAACAUGGGAAAAGUCUCGCCAUCCUUUUGCCCAAGUUUUUGUUAGUGGUAAAUACGCCGAUGCUGUCUUGCGAGUACGCAAUCUAGUCGAAACAACAUAUGUGUUUGAUGUUCCUGUUCAUCGAGUCAUUCUGGCAUCAGGCAGUCCUUACAUGGAUAACUUAUUUUCUCAACCACCAGAAGACCAAACAACACUUCAUGGUGUUGGAAAAUCAAGACAACCUCAGAUUUGUGGAGUUUGGUCAGUUGCUGUUCACUCUGACUCUGCCAUGCAUGUGUUUCUUCAAUGGAUGUAUUUCGGCACUGCCAUUCAUACCAAGGAGUCAUGCUGGGGUGUUCUCGCUCUUUCUCGUCAUAUGUAUGUUCCAGAUUUGGAAGAACAUGUUGGCAAAUGGAUUUCAGACAACCUUCUUGCACGUACUCUCGGUGAGCCUAGACCUACAUCUGAAUGGUACGAAUACAUUCUUGGCGCUCUCCAUGCACGGGUCACUCAAAAUGUUGUAGAUAAUCUCAUUGAAGCUGCUGUGAUAGACGAUCAAAUACUUUCUCCCACUCCUUUUGGGAUUCCUCAAACAUUCCAUCGCUAUACUAUACUAAGGAAUCUGGUACGUGCUGCUGAAAUCAAGGGAACCCCACUUACCUCAAAGCAGGUUCGCUACAUGUUCAAAACUAUUGAUUAUAAAAAGUGGCCGCGAGAUCAAUUGCAGCAAGCAUAUAUGGAUGGAUUGCUUCCUCGCGAUAAGAUUUGUACAGCAUUAUCAACAAGUGAGCCAAAUCCAUCUGAAUUUACAUCCAAGGUGGCAGACAUCACACCCACAGACCUGCAAGUUCCAACUGUUUCUGCAACCAAUCUUCCCAAACCAGACGUUGAACAAAGCCAUGUACUUGACCAUGAAAGCGAUAUGCAAACCAUCAAACCAAGCACCGUCAAAUUGGCACGUAAAUCUAUUAUAAACUUUCACUCGGAUGUCAAAGAUUUACAAAAAUCCACUCUUCCUACAGAACCAGCUCCUGAUUCUAUACAAAAAACUGUUGAUAAUGUAGCAUCUAUUGAUACUGUUCCAUCGUUACUUCCCGGUGCUUAUCCUAAUCCGACCUGUAAUCAUUCUUCCAAGAUGGAUUCCGUACGUGCUGAUACAGAACUCCCAUCUCACUCUACACGAGCGAUUAUGAAUACGUUUGAUGAACAAAAGGAAAAUGCAGAAUUUACCGGUUUAAAUUUGAACAAAUCAAGUUUGUCAGUAGAAUCCGCGUCGACGUACAAUCAGCACACAUCACCUUCAAACAUAGAGAUUUCAAACCAAGUCAAUACCGAUUCUCUUGCAUAUAGCGAGAGUCUGAUACGUGAAACACCAGAGCAAUGCUUGAAUGAUAUACGACUUCAGCUAGAUAUUAUGUUUGCUAAUGAGCCUACCAUUUCCACCGAUUCAUACUCAAGCGACAUUUCUAACCAAGCAGUUGUACCCAUUAAUGGCACGCUUAUCAAGUCUCCGUUGGUACAAAAAUCUGUUCAACGGACUUGGGGAUCGAAAAUUCUGCGUAAUAUAACAGCAAAUCCUUUGAGUUUUUCCACGGGGUUUGACAGUCAUACAAAUGCUUCUACAUCACCUAUUCCUUUAGCUAUUCAUGAUGUUAGAUCGCUACAUCCACUUACUGUACUGGCUGCAGAGGUCAAGGCAUUGCAUAAUACUGUUCAAAACACAUUGGUAUCUCCUCACAAUUCCAUCACAAAACAAAAAGACGGUGGUUUGAAUGCCACGAUGCACCUUGUAAAAACGGACCCUUUUGGUCAUGGUCUUAGUAAGCCAAGAGACCGAUCAAAAACCGAUCCUUCUGAUUUUGUAUCCAAUCAAGCCAAUCAUAAUAGUGCCAUUGGAGACAGCAAACACUUUUUAAAAAAGCCACAUUUUACUCGAGCGUUGGGAGAAAAUGAACAUAGUGUAGCCAAAAGCGACUUGUCUGCAUCUAUACGCCAAACUGAACAGAUUUUAAAAAAACACGGACUUAUGCUUGAACCUCGGCGACUGGACAUUGGCAACGGUAAUUUCAAGACUUGGAAAGAUAAAGAGUCACGCAUGGGAGUAUUGUCAUCAACGGACACGUUAGUCAAUGAGGAGGAUACAGAAACACCUACUAGAGCACGCGAAGUCAAGGCUGGACAGCAUACUACGGGCAUUGUUUCUCCCUUGAAUAGCCGGCAAUUGUCAUCUGCUUAUCCAUUCCCACUACCACCUUCCAUCAACGUUGGUAACAACUCUACUCUACGUGGUAUAUCUGCACGACAGGGAAGAGGUGCUCUUCCCAACCCACCCAAACCAACCGACGUUCAAUCAGAACAGUCAAAACGACGCAGUCUUAAUCCAACAUUUUUGAUGGAAUCAGCAACUGAUUCUUUAACUAUGCCACACGGACUAUCGAAUAAGCAACUGGAUUCCAAUGCACUUUUUUUGCCACGCCGAAGUAUGUUUGGAAUGAAGCAUCCAAAACAAUUACAGAACGAUGCAUCGUCGUCGCGAAGUAAAUCAGUAGAUGUCAGAUUUUCUCUGCCUCCACCAGAAGCCUCCUCAUUGUUUAUGGACAAUAGUCUUGACGAUAUCCAAGCCCACGAGUCUAAAAGGCAAGAUUAUCAGCAUAAUGGAACGUUUAAAAUGCUGAAACUCAAGCAUGCUAGUUUUGUUCCACCCGGCCUGCCCGUUCCAGAUUCACAAGUCAUGCCACCAAAGACUUUAAAAGAACACAUGGAUGACGAAGCCAACCCGAGCAUGUCUAGCGAUGAUUCAUAUCAGUUGGCGUUUCCAUUAUCUAAAUCAGCGACCAUGACAAAACAACCCUCUCAAAUGGAUCCACCUCAUCGUGGGUUAAAAAAACAAUGGGCAAAAUCCACCACUUUUUUAAAGCAAGACAUCAGAAAGAAACAAUCGUUGAUGAACAUGCUCAAAAAUUUUGUAUGACAUUAAUAUCUCGAGAUUCAUAUUGAGAUGUACUGCAUUUCUGGCUGUCGUUAAUAAAUAACAUGUUUUUGUUUGC